AUGAACUCUGCGUGUGAAGAAAUAUCUCAGAGAAUGGAUUGCACUCCGUUAAAGUCACCGUCCGCAAACGGCGACGAGGACCAGAAGUCCACUGCCUCACAAAAACUGACGACUGUUGGUUCCCACCCAACAAAGUCACUGCGUCCGCAAACGGUUCACGUAGAAGUUCAAUUGAAGUGCUUCAGCGUGGCCUCACCGGAUAUAGUCUCUCAACAGGUGCAAACAUUUCUUCGUCAACGAGGUACUUGCACUGUACCCCUCCUUAUCGAAUCCUUCGAGGAGGCUGUUGGUGUAAAAGAGGACACAGCGUGUUCCGGUGUGGACUCCACUGCCAAGAAUUUGCAGAUAUUUCUGCGAGAGAACAUAACCGCAAUCAAUGUAGGUUCCUUGUACCUACUUUUUUUCUAG
Molecule: messenger RNA, 408 nt
Organism: Dibothriocephalus latus
Lineage: Eukaryota; Metazoa; Platyhelminthes; Cestoda; Diphyllobothriidea; Diphyllobothriidae
Source: the annotation of a GenBank genome assembly